AAGCAGCUCAUCUAAACUUUCAGCUGAGGUGACAACAGGCAGUCAUCUCAGGACCACAGAACAGGAUAAAGCAUAUUUGUGCCUUUCUCAUGUCUUCAGAAGAGGAAGUGCAGAUUAACAGGAACCUACUGCAUGUGAUCACUUACUAUAUUUACUGUAGACUGUUUAGCUGCAGAGGACAACACAUCAGACUUUGCAGUAGGGAACUCUUUCAAUUGGGGUCUCAGAGCUUUCAAAGGUAAAGUUUGUGACAUUACUUUUAUAUGUAGAGAUGAUAAGAACUUUAAACAGUCAUGAAGAUGGAUGUGCAGGAAUAUAAAACUGAAAGACAGCAGUUUGUGAUUUGAUAUGAUUGUGGGUAAACUAUAGGGACACUGUGUUUGUGUGAACUUCACCUCACAGCUUUAGUGAUGUCACUGAACAAUGUUAGGUAGAUAUUAAAAACCUGCUCCCUUUAAUAACCUGAUCUCUCAAACAGGUUUCACUCUGAAGAAUGGAAGGUCUCUACGUUACCAGCAGCUCACUGGACCAAAGCUACGACUAUGACUACAGCAACAUCCCCUCUGAGCUCAAAGGCUAUAACAACAACCCUGAUUUCAUCCCGAAUGUGGUGACAUACGUAAUCAUUGCUGUCGGCCUUCCUCUGAUGCUUCUGGCCAUCUAUUCUCUUUAUUCUAUGGUGAGAAGAGAUCAUGUUGCUCCCAUCUACGUCAUCAACCUUCUCAUUACCGACCUCAUUCAGCUCUGCUGCAUGAUUGCUGAUGUGGUACCAACUGUGGAUAGGUGGACACAUGAGAUCUUCGUAUAUAUUUACCUCUCUGCUCUGAUUGCCAGUGUUUACUUCAUGGUCUGCAUCGCCCUGGAAAGGUAUUUGGUCAUCGCCCACCCACUGUGGUACCGCUUUGGACGAUCCAUCAAGACCUCUGUGGUGGUCUGUGUCCUGGUCUGGGUCCUUUCUCCUUUCUGUGCCGUCCGUUUCUAUUUCUUUGUUGAAAAUCUGGUGACACACAUAAUGUUCAUCAUGCUCCUCCUCCUUCCCUUCCCACUGUUAAUCUUCUUCCUGGUUGGGACCCUCAAAGCCCUGUCUGCUUCUACCUCAGUUCCCCCUGAUGAAAAACGUCGAAGUGUGGGAGUUUUGGUUCUGUUGCUGCUUAUUUUUGGACUCUGCUGUGGGAGAAGUGGCUGCUGGGAAAUGUUUUGGUCAACUUGCUCUGGUUCACUGUGAUGGCUUCAACACAUGGAAAUAAAAUGUGUUUUAUUAGUUUGGAGCUGGAAGUUGAUGUCUGUCAUUAUUCUCCUUUAAUCCCAGAAGCAAAGCAGAUAUUAUUUUAGAUUAUUUGAAUUCUUG
Micropterus salmoides (largemouth bass) is the source of this 1348-nucleotide messenger RNA. Its product is annotated as G-protein coupled receptor 4-like. The transcript has 3 exons. Gene Ontology annotation, biological process: phospholipase C-activating G protein-coupled receptor signaling pathway; positive regulation of Rho protein signal transduction. Lineage: Eukaryota; Metazoa; Chordata; Actinopteri; Centrarchiformes; Centrarchidae. Gene Ontology annotation, molecular function: G protein-coupled receptor activity. Bases 494 to 1225 code for a protein of 243 amino acids. The record is from RefSeq and is a predicted model, not a curated record. Gene Ontology annotation, cellular component: membrane.